AUGGCGGACGAAGUACCUCUUGUCGCCAAGGAUGCCUCACCCGCGAAACCGGCAACCGUUAUACCAUCUACGGACUAUAAAAAGGCAACACAAGUCAAGGACCAAAAUGCUGCACCGAGCAGAACUCACAACACACCCGGAGUCCUUUGUGGCUGGUCAGUCUGGAGCAUCAUGGUGUUCUCAUUCUCCCUAUUGGCAGCAAGCUUGAGUCUUUGGCUUGCAAAGGGAUCUGCUGGCACAAUUCGUGAUGAAAGCAGCCCACCUACCGUCGCACUCCAGAAUGGCACUUACUAUGGAGUUUACAAUCCAACGUACAACCAAGAUAUGUUCUUAGGCAUGCCAUACGCCGCGCCACCAAUCGAUGACCUCCGAUUCCAGAAGCCUCAGCCCUUCAACUCAACAUGGCGGGGCCAACGAAACGCCACGCAGUGCCAGCAGCAAUGUUACAACUACCCAUAUCCUGUGGGACCUCUCAUCGGUGGCACGGAUGACUGUUUGACCAUCAAUGUUGUCCGACCAGCGGGAGUCCGCCCAGACGCUAAGCUGCCCGUGGCAUUCUGGAUUCACGGCGGCGGGCUAGUCAGCGGCUCAGCCUCGCAGUACAACCUGUCUUCGAUCGUGGACACCUCAGUCGCUGUUGGAGAGCCAAUCAUCGCUGUCAGUAUCCAGUACAGGCUGCAUGCCAGGGGUUUCUUGUGGGGCCCGGCUAUGAAAAGGCAAGGGUUUGGCAAUCUGGGCUUUUGGGACCAGCGUCUAGCGCUGCGCUGGGUCCAGGAGAACAUCGUGGCAUUCGGAGGUGAUUCAGGAAUGGUGACAAUUUGGGGCCAGAGUGGCGGUCCACGCAGCGUUGCAUCCUUGUUAACAGCAUUUGGUGGGCGCGAUGACGGGCUGUUCUCUGCGGCGAUUAUGCAAAGCGGCACUGGCUUCCACACGGACUUUCGCGAAGUGAAGAACGAAUCAGACCUAACUUGGGAGAAGUCAUACUCAAAACUGCUCUCGCUAGCUGGCUGUGAGAAUUUUGCCGAGGAGGACUCCCUCGAUUGUCUCCGCACCGUCCCUGCCGACCAACUCGCCAUCUGGAUCGGCAACGUCACCUGGCCGCCCUUUCUCGACAUCGUGGAUGGAGACUUCAUCCCUUCGCCACGCUCUGAGCUCCUCCGCCAGAACAAAUUCGUUCCGGUCCCCAUCCUCAUCGGCACCGCAACCGACGACGGUGACUACUUCUCACCACGCGGCAUCAGUACCACCGAGCAGUGGGAAGCCUAUUUGCGCUCCGGCGGCGCUGCCAACGACACGAUCGAAACCAUCUCUGCCCUCUACCCGGACAUUCCCUCCCUAGGCCUCCCAGCGACCUACCCAGACCGCCCCAAGGGUACCGACGCCGCAACAUACGGCACGCAAUGGAAGCGCGUGAUGGCGUUCGCGGGCGACCGCGCCAUGCAGGCACCCCGGCGGUCGUGGGUGCGUGCGUGGACGGAAGCUGGCGCGACGGCGUAUAGCUAUCGCUUCAAUACCGUCACGGGGGAUCGACCCGCGGCGCAGGGCGCGGGGCAUUCGGUUGAGAUGCCGUUCUUGCUGUUUGGAGAGAAGGUGGCGCGGAUGGACGGACCUGCGUUUGAUAUUUUUGAAGAUGGGAAGAAUGAUAGGGCGGGAGACUUCAGGGCGUUGGCGCAGGUGAUGCAGAGAAGGUGGGUGAGUUUCUUCAAUCAUCGAGAUCCGAAUCGUUGUCGGCAGUGUGACGGUGCUGGCGGGAUGGAGUGGCCGGUCUAUGACCUUGAGCGACCUGAGAAUCUGGUCUUCGAUGCGGGCAGGGAAGGUGCCGUGCAUGUUGAGGAGGACACGUGGAGGGCGGAGCAGCUUGACUAUUUGGAUAGGAAAUUGUGGAAGGUGGUUUAG
Molecule: messenger RNA, 1896 nt
Organism: Cyphellophora attinorum
Lineage: Eukaryota; Fungi; Ascomycota; Eurotiomycetes; Chaetothyriales; Cyphellophoraceae
Product: Lipase 1
Exons: 1
Coding region: 1-1896 (631 amino acids)
Source: RefSeq, a predicted model, not a curated record